Molecule: messenger RNA, 391 nt
Organism: Malurus melanocephalus (red-backed fairy wren)
Lineage: Eukaryota; Metazoa; Chordata; Aves; Passeriformes; Maluridae
Product: outer dense fiber protein 3-like
Exons: 3
Cellular component (GO): cytoskeleton
Source: RefSeq, a predicted model, not a curated record
GACUCACCUACAUUCUCUUCCUCUUCCCUCUCCAGGUCCUGCCACCUACACCUUGCCCAGGAUUCUGGGACCCAACACAGCCUAUACCCAUGCCAACCCGUGCUACUCCAUGAAAUGGAAGAGUCAAUAUGGAAGCUGCUUCCGAGACCUGGCAAAGACGCCAGGUCCUGCGGCAUUUGACAGGGUGGAAAUGGACGUCUACAAAACCAGGGCUCCCAAGUUCACCAUGGGACUGAGAACCAAACUUGCUGGCCCGGGAGCAUCUCCAGGUCCAGCAGAGUACGUCCCAGGAAAGUUGUCGGUGACCAAGACUCGGGACCCUGCUUUCACUUUUGGAAUCCGACAUUCUCUCUACAAAGCUGCUUUAAUACCUGAAACACAACUCGAAUAA